Messenger RNA from Austrofundulus limnaeus, 3038 nucleotides. RefSeq names its product cholinergic receptor, muscarinic 5a (gene chrm5a). Gene Ontology annotation, cellular component: dendrite; plasma membrane; synapse. The coding region runs from base 560 to 2137 and encodes 525 amino acids. Gene Ontology annotation, molecular function: G protein-coupled serotonin receptor activity; G protein-coupled acetylcholine receptor activity. Lineage: Eukaryota; Metazoa; Chordata; Actinopteri; Cyprinodontiformes; Rivulidae. Gene Ontology annotation, biological process: chemical synaptic transmission; G protein-coupled receptor signaling pathway, coupled to cyclic nucleotide second messenger; adenylate cyclase-inhibiting G protein-coupled acetylcholine receptor signaling pathway. The record is from RefSeq and is a predicted model, not a curated record. The transcript is spliced from 2 exons.
UUGGCUCAGGCUGCCUCUCGGCGACAUUCUGCUUCAACUUGCCUGAGAGGCAGCACGGUUCUCGUACACUCUGCUCACACUGAGGGAAAGUUCUCUCCUGUCCGCUUCCGUUGGCUCCUGAGYUGAAUCAUCUUCCGUCUGUGGACGGCAACUUGAGGAUAUUUUCACAUUUGGACAAAUGAUAGCAGUUUUGCAGCCUAGAGGGGAAUGAUGCUCUUCUUACGCAGGCAUGUCUGAAGCUUUCUGGGCUCCAUCCUUCCCUCCAUCCUCUCCCUCUGCCCCAGAGACUGAUUCCUUCUGGCAUGUGAGGGWCAAGUCAGCAGGUUUUCUUCUCUUCAAAUGUGUUUUGAUCCAGUUCCUUAGUGCCACACUUGACCCACGAGCUUCUCAGGSAAAACAAAGGGAUUAACGAUGAACUUUUCUCCCACUGAGAGACAACAUCUGACUUACCAGAAGCCUGUGAGAUCGGAUCUAAGUCAACAGUGAAUAACCUUGCUGGAAAAGAUCUAAUUUAAACACGCUUGUGAUGAAUGGAUGCCAGUAGAAAACAUAAAAGACCAUGGAAGGAGAAAAUGUACUCAACUCCACAAUGAACACCACCGCGAUGGAUGUUCAUCUGGUCACUCACAGUCUCUGGGAGGUAAUCACCAUCGCCACUGUGUCAGCUAUAGUCAGCCUCAUUACCAUCGUGGGAAACGUUCUUGUGAUGCUCUCCUUUAAAGUCAACAGCCAACUGAAGACGGUGAACAAUUAUUACCUGCUGAGUCUGGCAGCUGCUGACCUCAUCAUAGGUGUUUUCUCUAUGAAUCUGUACACCUCUUACAUACUGAUGGGCUACUGGGCCUUAGGGAACCUUGCCUGCGACCUGUGGUUGGCCCUGGACUAUGUAGCCAGCAACGCCUCAGUCAUGAACCUGCUGGUGAUCAGUUUUGAUAGAUAUUUCUCCAUCACGAGGCCUCUGACUUACAGGGCCAAACGGACUCCCAAACGGGCUGGAAUCAUGAUAGGUUUGGCUUGGCUGGUGUCCCUGAUCCUGUGGGCGCCGCCAAUUCUUUGCUGGCAAUACUUUGUUGGAAAAAGGACAGUUCCUGAGAGGCAAUGCCAGAUCCAGUUUUUCUCAGAGCCUGUGAUCACAUUUGGAACAGCGAUAGCUGCCUUUUACAUCCCUGUGUCCGUUAUGACAAUCCUCUACUGUCGAAUCUACAAGGAGACUGAGAARAGGACCAAGGAUCUGGCAGAACUUCAAGGGGUCAACUAUUCGACGGACUCUGGUGAGAUUCAACCACAGAAAACUAUCAUCAGAUCCUGCUUCAGUUGUAAGCUAAGGUCAGCGUCACAUGAUCAGAACCAAGCCUCCUGGUCAUCGUCCAGCAGGAGCAAUGCCAAAUCAGCCACCUCCACCAGUGAUGAGUGGUCCAAAGCCGGUCAGCUGACCACCUUCAACAGCUAUGCCUCCUCUGAGGACGAGGAAAGGCCGGUGUCUCCAGGAGGCCUCAAGACCUCCUUCAGGAACCGGGCUUGUGACGCCAGCAAAAACAARGUGGGCAACGAGAGCGAGCAUCUCAGCAGCUAUGACGAAGACACCUUCUUCCAGUCGCCACCGAAAAACAGCUCUCAGAGGAGCAGCAAGUGCGUGUCCUACAAAUUCAAACCUGUGGCCAAAGAUGCUCACGUGGAACACCAAAGCAAGAACGGCGACACCAAAAUGAUGUCAUCAGCGUUCUCCUCAGCCGAAUCCAUGAGUGCUCCAUCCACCUCCUCGACGUCCAAAACCAUGGACACUUCCCUGAAGAACCAGAUCACCAAGAGAAAGAGAAUGGUGCUGAUCAAGGAAAAGAAAGCAGCGCAGACUCUCAGCGCCAUCUUGCUGGCUUUCAUCCUAACGUGGACCCCUUACAACAUUAUGGUGCUGAUUUCAACCUUCUGCUCGGACUGCAUCCCCCUUUCCCUUUGGCACCUGGGCUACUGGCUGUGCUAUGUCAACAGCACGGUCAACCCCAUGUGCUAUGCUCUUUGCAACAAGAAUUUCCAAAAGACUUUCCGCAUGCUGCUGCUCUGCCAGUGGAAGAAGAAAAGAAUUGAGGAGAAGCUGUACUGGUACGGACAGAACCCUGCAGUUAGCUCCAAGCUGACAUGAACUAGUGUUUAUAAAUGACUGAACCGAACUGAGAUCCUACGUCUUACAGUGUUGCUCCUAAAUCAGUAGUUCUGUUGUAGUUUAAAAUAAAUUGCUGCUAAAUCUCGCAAAAGUAGAAAUAUACACUUUCUUUAUACAAUAUAAUAUCUGACAUUGUACAUAGGUUUGGAAAUAGUUCAAAGUACCAGUAUUUCAGAUCUAAUUUAGGCAUUGCGUGCGUAUUCCCACUAAUUAUUAUUGUACCACAUUUGUAUUCAAACCUCUACUCUUACGUCCCUAAUGUGAUAGCAAAUUCAGAUCAGUUUCUUUUUUGAGUUUUCAAAAUGUUCUAUUUUGAAGGGCUAAAAUUGUCCAUGUCAUCCUWUAGCUUUGUAGUUGAAGAGUUAUACUUGAUGAUCACUGAAGCCUUUAUCAAUGACUGUCUAACAGUUAGAUUGCUUACAGUCAUUGUGAUGAUGCAUCAGCUUUCAACAGUACAAGGAAGAACCUUUAAAUCACUCUAACUUGUCUAUGUUUACACCAGGAGGAUAAUUGGAGGAUUUAACUGUAUUUUUGCAAAAACCUCUCCAUUACUUUUCACUCUCAGGAUACAUUUUUUCUUGUGUAUCAAAAAAAAAGUAUUUGUUUUCUCUGAAAUACUGUUAAAUAUGUCAUCAUAUCUUCUGGCAAAUUUGUAACAUAAUGUGAGAUUGUUUUUUCUUCCUGUAAGUAUAAGCUAACAUGUUGUGAACACUUUUAUUGGGUAACUGUGAAAAACGAGAAGACGUCCAAUCUGAGGAYGGUGGAGAUGUUUGGGUAUACUGACAGUUUUAUAUUGCUUUUCAAGCUUGUGAAAACUUUUUUUUUUCAUUAUUUUGUGGUCAUGUACAAUAAUUUCAGAAUAAAAUGUGAUGAAUUGGAA